AUGGAAAAUUUGAAAAACUUCAAUUUCGCAGAAUUCGAGAAAGUUCUGGAUCUGGAAAUUUGGAGAAAUGAGGAGAAUCCAAAAAAUCAGUUGAGAUUGGUUUUUGGUUUUAAUGAAAUUUCUGAACGUGUUAUGGAAACAAUUGAAAAGGCAUUCUCCAAUUGCUCCUACUUCGAAUCAAUUGUAAUUAAAGCUAAGAUAAUUGACCAAUUAUCUCUAACAAAAACUUUCGGUCCCCCGAAACCAGAAACCGAUCAAUUCGAAGAAGGUCACAGAAUGGAAAUUUCAAAUUCUAAUGGAGACUUGUUAAUUUAUUCAUUUGAAGAUGGUUUUCAUUAUUUUUCUCGAUUCCAAAAAGAUUUGGAAUCUGAAAUUUCAAGUUUGGAGGGGGAUUUGGAAGAAUUAUCAAUCUGUGAAAAUUUGGAAUGCCUGAAUUUAAUUCGAAAUUUACCAGAGCAUCUAAAAUCCUUAUGUUUGGUCCCUUCUGAUAGCAACAUUCCGCGGGAAAUUUUUGAAAAUCAUAUAAUUUUAGAACGUGUUUUAAAGAACCAGCAAUUGUUUGAAAUCGCGAUUCUUGAAAAAGUCUCAUCUGGAAUUCGUCGAAGUAUUUCGAUAAUCAAACCGGAUCCAAAAAUAAAAUCGAUAUUGAUUUAUUUGUCAGAUCCGGAAAAUAUCCAAUUUUUAAUUUCAACUCAAAAUGGGGAUCGCAAAAGUUUGAAUUACAAAUCAACUGGUUCGAACACUUGUAUUGUCAAAACACAUGGGCCAACUUAUAUAAAAUCGAUAAAUCAAAAUUCAAGAUAUCGAUUUUUUGAAGACCUGAAAAAAAUGUUGCGAUUUCAAAAAUCUGAAAUCGAAUCUCUGCGACUCGACUUUUCGAAUUUGAAUUUUUUCCCAUCCCCAAUGGUUUUCGAAAUCGAUGAUUCCGAAACUCCGAUCGAUUAUGAUUUGGUGGAGAAGUCGAAUUUGGAAUUUUUAGACAAAUUCCAAAAUGUUCUGAAAAAACUGAGACCUCUCAAAAUCCGAGAAUUGUCUUUACGAUGCGUACAGGAAGGCGAUUUACGCACAGUUCUGGAGUUUCUGGAGCCAGGAUUUUUGAAAAAAAUCGAUAUUGAAUAUUUUUGCGAUUUUCGAAAUGAGAAAGUUUCGAGAAACGGCAUUUUGACAGUACCGUAUCCGGACCGUCGAAGCUAUCCAAGAACGCUGGAAUUAAGAAACGUCUCAAAAAUGGAGCAAUGGAUGUUGGCUGAAAAUCUGGAAAUUGAGAAAUAUCGAAUUCUUACUCCAAUUCAAAAUUUCAACAUUGCUCAUUUCAAAAAGGGAAAGAUUACUGUAGAAAGUAUGAGCUCUGAAGAUGUAGUCUUUUUGAAAAAUAUAUUCUUGGCAAAUCCGUCGCUAGAAAAAUUCAUAGUCCAAAUCAAUCAAUGUCAAAUCGAUGUGAGCCUCUAUCAUCCUGAUUUUUUGGGAAAUCCAGUUAUAGCAUCGCUGAAGGCACAGGCUUGGUAUUUUCAGUAUCCAGAAUCGGAAAAUUAUCUACAUAUUAAGUAUAAUGUAUUUCAAUCAAUAACUUUUUCAAAAGUCCAUAGCUCUGUUGUACCGGCUCCCAAUCAAUAA
Messenger RNA from Caenorhabditis briggsae, 1614 nucleotides. The transcript has 6 exons. Gene Ontology annotation, biological process: innate immune response. Lineage: Eukaryota; Metazoa; Nematoda; Chromadorea; Rhabditida; Rhabditidae. The coding region runs from base 1 to 1614 and encodes 537 amino acids. The record is from RefSeq and is a predicted model, not a curated record.